AUGCCUUCACACUGCUGUGUUGUAGGUUGUACUCAGAGAGGGUAUACAACCAAGGAUGGCCAAAAAGUAUCUUUUUUUAACUUCCCAAAGGAGCCUUUGAAGAGAAAGCAGUGGAUCCACGCCAUUAGACGCGAUGAAGGGAAAGAAUUCCAAAUAUCCGAAAAGACCAAAGUCUGCUCUCUCCAUUUUAAACCUGAAGAUCUCAGGAAGACAUUAACUGGACGGCUGCAUCCACUGGAAAAGUCUGUCCCAUCGAAAUUUAUGUGGAGUUUUUCUMCGAAGAAAAGAAAGGCGCCGAAGGAGAGAUUGCCAUUGAAUAUUCCAUCGUCGUCAAAAAAGCAGAAGGUGCAAGAAAGAACAGAAGAAAGCAUCGUUGAUGAGUCGCCGGACGUUUUGUCUUGUCCUGAAGACGAUCAAUCUGUCGAAGAGAAGUUGGACGAAGCAAAUGUACGCAUUAAACAAUUAGAAGAGCAACUUGUCACACUCGGGAUUGAAGUAGAUAGACAUAAAGUUCGUGCAGAGGAACUUAAUAAUGAAAACHAAAGGCUUGAAGCCAAAGUACAGAGCCUUGAAGAAAUUAACUUGGACUUAAAGUCAAAAAUAUUUAAUGCUGAUCGCUUUGUUCGUGACCAAGAUGUUGCAUUUUAUACAAGCUUCCCCAACAUCCAUGUUUACAACGCAAUAUAUGAAUAUCUUGAUCCAGGUACUGAAUGUGAAAACAUUCGUCCCAAAGAAAAAGCAAGCSAAGAAGUUCCCGAGGACUUUUAUCAACAGAAUAAUGAAGAGGAGCUGCAAGAUGACAAAAAUAAAAGGGGUCGUAAAAGCAAAAUAUCAGCUAAUGAUCAGUUCUUUAUAGUAAKGUGCAGGCUGAGGAGGGGGUUUUCAGAGCAACACAUUGCCCAUCUUUAUGGUGUUGCACAGUCAACCAUAAGUAGAGUCUUCAUUACUUGGAUUAAUUACAUGUACUUAAAGUUUGCUCCUAUAUGUAUAUGGCCAUCAAGACAAACUGUUGACGAUACCAUGCCAGCGAUAUUCAAGGAGAAAUACCCUAAUACAAGGGUAAUAAUUGACUGUACGGAGGUGAGGUGUGAAAUGCCAAGCAGUUUGUUACUGAACAGUGAACUUUUUAGUUCAUACAAAAACCAUGUCACCUUGAAAGCUUUGGUUGGCAUUGCUCCCAGUGGUGCUCUUACAUUUAUAAGCCAGUUAUACACUGGGAGUAUUAGCGACAGGGAAAUUGUAACCAGAAGUGGGCUUCUGUCCCUUAAAUUUGAUGAUGGCRAUCAAGUCAUGGCAGACAAAGGAUUUCAGAUAGAUGACAUUCUGCCUUUGGGUGUUAGUAACAACAUACCACCAUUUCUUGGAGGUGAUGAACAGAUGUCACCUGAAGACGUCAUUAAGACCCAGCAAAUUGCCAGUGUCAGAAUCCAUGUUGAACGAGCAAUCAACAAAAUUAAGAAUUUUCACAUCUGGGACAGAGUAAUUCCACUGAGCACAUUUGGAGUUGCCAAUCAAAUGUGGACUGUUUGUGCUUUUUUAUGUAAUGCACAUGAUCCCCUUAUUUCUGAAUGA
Molecule: messenger RNA, 1572 nt
Organism: Exaiptasia diaphana
Lineage: Eukaryota; Metazoa; Cnidaria; Anthozoa; Actiniaria; Aiptasiidae
Exons: 1
Coding region: 1-1572 (523 amino acids)
Source: RefSeq, a predicted model, not a curated record